CGAGUGCUUCAUAUUGGAAGGUACGAAUGAGAAUGUAGAAUGGCGAAGUGUGAAUGAUGUACUUAAGGUUGUAUUCGAGGAAGCUGCGCGAAACAGUUGAAGGAUAAUGGAGUAGGUAUUAUGGUAACAGUAAGUGCGUGAUAGUGGAAGGUGUGGAUGAGUGCUGCCGAGACAUGUUUGGGUGAGCUGCUCAAGGUAGACAGGUGGUUUGGGUGAGCGGGUGAGGAAGAGCGAUGUACUGAUUCUGAAGACAGAAACAGGAGCUUGGCUGUUCAGUGUCCUCAAAAGUUUUGCCCACCUCGUGAGCGACAGAUUACCAAAUGAGUGAAGACAUGAUGAGGUAGAUACUGCUAACCGUAAUUGGUCCUAUGUGUUUGUUUGUUUCCCUGCACUCGGGGUUAUUCGUUGCUUUUCCCUGUCCCUCAGGUAAUGCUGGAGGAAUCUUCAACAUUGACACUGCCCUCGGCGUGAUCAGCCUCACCCGAACCCUGGCCGACGCCCAGCCCCCGGAGUACCUGCUGCUGGUGCGGGCCACGGACCACGCCGCGCAGGCCCGCGCCGCCUCGGUGCCGGUCCGGGUCAUGGUGACCGCCUCGCAGAGCUCGCCGCCCUCCUGGCAGGGCAAUAAGCCGCACGUGGAGGAGGUCGGGGAGUGGGUGGCGGUGGGCACGGCCCUGGCGCGCGUCACGGCGUCCUCACCGUCGGCCCUCCACUACUCGCUGACGGGCGGGAAUGAACACAGCGCCUUCGUCAUCAGCCCCGCCUCGGGGGUGGUCAGCGUGGCCACGCCCCUGGACUACGAAACCACCUCCUGGUACAACCUGACCAUCACGGCCACCAACCUGGCCGGGGUGUCCCGCAGCACGUGGCUGGGCGUGACGGUCCUCGACGAGAACGACUGGUGGCCGGAGUGGGAGCGAUUUUCAUACCACGGCAGCGUCCUGCAGACCGCCGGCCGCGGCGCCCCCGUGCUGGCCGCCCACGCCCACGCCUAGGCCAGCCCCAGCCAGCUCACGGUGACCGCCCGGGACCGUGACCAAGGCUACAACGGCAGAGUGACCUACACCAUCGUGGAGAAGGACAUCACAAAGUUGUUUUCAAUCAACCGACACACAGGUGAACGUUUGGGAUUGUUUAAUUAAAGGCACUCUGCUGAGUGAAUACAGGCACGCGGGGAGAUAAACGUCCCAUUCCCUCACUAAUCAACGUUCCUCCUGCAGCCAGGAACAUUACCACCCAAUUCUGGUUUAUGCUGCCUGCCACAGGAAGGGUUCAGCCACACACUGUUUCUUCCCUCACUGCCUCCAAGUGAUACUUUGUUUUUACUGUUCAUCUAAAUUUGCCGAAUAAAUGGUUCGCCCUUU
Eriocheir sinensis (Chinese mitten crab) is the source of this 1364-nucleotide messenger RNA. Its product is annotated as fat-like cadherin-related tumor suppressor homolog. Gene Ontology annotation, biological process: homophilic cell-cell adhesion. Lineage: Eukaryota; Metazoa; Arthropoda; Malacostraca; Decapoda; Varunidae. Gene Ontology annotation, molecular function: calcium ion binding; cadherin binding. Bases 369 to 995 code for a protein of 208 amino acids. The transcript has 2 exons. Gene Ontology annotation, cellular component: catenin complex; membrane. The record is from RefSeq and is a predicted model, not a curated record.